Messenger RNA from Brassica napus (rape), 816 nucleotides. RefSeq lists its product as uncharacterized. The transcript has a single exon. The record is from RefSeq and is a predicted model, not a curated record. NCBI's taxonomy places the organism in Eukaryota, Viridiplantae, Streptophyta, Magnoliopsida, Brassicales, Brassicaceae. The coding region runs from base 1 to 816 and encodes 271 amino acids.
AUGGGCGAAAUGCUUUCUUUUGGUAAUUGGUUGCAGAGUGGAAGACUUAUUGACAUUACGGGUGCAGUGGGUACUUGUUAUCUUGGCAUUGCCCGCAAUGCUAGAGUAUGUGAGGCGGUCACUCAAGCGCAAUGGAGUGUCAGAAGACAUAGGAUUCGGCAUUUCCAUGAGCUACAUGCCCGCAUUCAGAGAGAACCGGUCCCUGAUGAUCAACAAGGACAAGAUGUGAUCCUGUGGAAUCACUCCGAUGACAAUUUCAAACCAUGGUUCUGUUCAGCGCGCACUUGGGAUCAGAUCAGGCAAAAGAAGGCCACAGUUUUAUGGAACGAGAGUGUUUGGUUCACGCAAGAAGUACCGAGAUUCUCCUUUAUAGUCUGGUUGGCUGUGAGGAACAGACUAUCAACAGGAGACCGAAUGAGAGCUUGGGGGAUUCAUCAAGGCUGUCUUUUGUGUGGAGAGAGGGAUGAAACACGGGACCAUGUCUUCUUCGUGUGUCCCUAUUCUUUUACAGUGUGGGACAAGUUAGCUAACAGACUGAGUGGUAACAGAACGGAUCCUGAUUGGACGACCUCGCUGCAGUUUUUAAGCGCAAACAACCUGCAGAUAAUGGACAAGAUACUGCUCAAGAUGGUCUUUCAAACCACCAUCUACCAUUUAUGGCAAGAAAGAAACCGAAGAAGGCAUCAGACAGGCCAUCGCACGGUUGAUCAAACAGUCCGAGUCAUUGACAAGGCAAUGAGAAACAGAAUCUCCUCUCUUCGCUACAGAGCUGACCAUAAAUUCACUGGUUUGAUGCAGAGAUGGUUUGAAGUCUAA